AUGCCUCAACGAAAUAUUCUGUUAAUGAUUGCCGACGAUCUUGGCAAACAACUGGGCUGCUACGGGAACAAGAAGAUCCAGACGCCCCACCUUGACGAGUUAGCUGCAGAGGGGACUAGGUUUGACCAGGCCUUCACAAGCACAGCAUCAUGCAGUGCGAGCCGGUCGGUUAUCUACACUGGCCUUCACACCCACCAAAAUGGGCAAUAUGGACUCCAUAAUGGACGCCAUCAUUUCACCACCUUUAACCAUGUCGAGACUGCUCCUGCAUUGUUUUCUAAUCAUGGAUACACCACUGGCCUGAUUGGCAAGGUACAUGUUGGGCCAGAUUCCGUGUAUCCUUGGGACAUGCGAGCCGAGAGUGACAGUCGUGACGUUGCCUUAGUCGCCGACCAGGCUACUGACUUCUUUGAAAGCUCCAAGUCAAGCAACAAGCCAUUCUUUCUGACCAUUGGUUUCAUCGAUCCACACCGCGAUCUGACCCGCUCAGGAUUCGGUAACAAUGACCAAUAUGAUCCGCGAGUGAAGGACAUUGAUUAUAAGCCUGAGGACGUCGAGAUCCCACCUUUUGUUAACGACCUACCUAAAGUGCGAUACGAAUUUGCAGAGUAUUACAAAUCUAUUUCUCGUCUUGACCAAGGUGUCGGUAUGGUCUUGAAUGGACUGAGAAAGAGCGGCCUGGGUGAUGAUACGCUCGUCCUCUUCGUCAGCGACAACGGUCCUCCAUUCAUAAAUUCAAAGACAACUCUGUACGACGCCGGAGUCUGUUUACCCAUGAUCAUGAAAUGCCCCGGAUCACCCGCUGGCAUAACCAACCAAAACAUGAUAUCUUAUGUUGACAUUCUGCCAACACUCCUCGAUUGGGCGCAGCACCCGAGUCCCACGCAUCCAGCCCGUCUCGGUCGCUCAUUCCUCCCCGUUCUGUCCGAGAAAACCCAACUUGACGCAUGGAGCGAAGUGUUCGGCUCCCACACAUUCCACGAAAUUACCAACUACUGGCCGACUCGAUUCAUGCGAAACCGUCAAUUCAAAUAUCACCGCAAUAUCGCUUGGAGACUUGACUUUCCUUUCGCGGCUGAUAUCUACGGCUCGUUAACGUGGGAGGAGAUCCGGAAUUCAGAUACAAGUCCGAAGAUGAUCGGUCCGCGCCCGUUCAAGAAUUACUUUUUCCGCCCUGCGGAGGAGUUGUAUGAUAUUCAAGCUGAUCCGGAUGAAGUACGCAAUCUUGCUAAACACCCGGAGUAUGUACAUGUCUUGGAGGAAAUGCGGACUGCUAUGGAGAAGUGGCAAGGUCGUAGUGAAGAUGCUUGGCUUUAUCGUGAUGGCGUCUCUAUGCUUCUGGUUCGACACCAUAUCGAUGCGGGCUUAGAGGUACCGGAUCGGUGGGACUUUGAUGUCGCUGUUCCGGAGAGCAAGGGUCAACCUAAAUUUGCAGCUAAUUUUGCUUGGGGAGCUUAG
This is a messenger RNA of Penicillium pulvis, 1458 nucleotides long. Its product is annotated as sulfatase family protein. The transcript has a single exon. Lineage: Eukaryota; Fungi; Ascomycota; Eurotiomycetes; Eurotiales; Aspergillaceae. The coding region runs from base 1 to 1458 and encodes 485 amino acids. Gene Ontology annotation, molecular function: arylsulfatase activity. The record is from RefSeq and is a predicted model, not a curated record.